AUGACUGACGACGAGCUGUCUGCCUUGGUGGUGGAUAAUGGGUCAGGGAUGUGCAAAGCAGGCUUUGGUGGUGACGACACUCCCCGAGCUGUGUUCUCCAUGGUAGGCAUAGGCCAGAAGGACUGCGACAUGCGGGAUGAGGCCCAGAGCAAGAGAGGCAUCAUGACCCUGAAGUAUCCCAUUGAGCACGGAGUGGUCACCAACUGGGACCAUAUGGAGAAGAUCUGGCACCACGCUUUCUACAACGGGCUCUGCGUGGCACUGGAUGAGCAUCCCAUCCCCCUCACCAAGGCAUCCCUCAGCCCCAAGAUCAACCAGGAGAAGACUCAGAUCAUGUUCAAGGCUUCCAACACACCUGCCACGUAUGUGGCUAUCCAGGGGACCCCAGGCAUCAUGACGGAUUCCAGAGAUGGGGUCAAUCACACUGUGCCCACCUACAAAGGCUAUGCCCUGCCCCAUGCCAUUCUUCGUCAGGAUCUGGCCGGCAGAGACCUCCUGAAGAUCCUAACAGAACGAGGCUACAACUUUACCACCACAGCUGAGCGGGAGAUUGUUCGCGAUGUCACAGAGAAGCUGUGCUACGUGGCCCUGGACUUUGAGUAAGAAAUGGUCAGUGCUGCUUCAUCCUCCUCACUGGAGAGAAGCUACGAGCUUCCCGAUGGGCAGGUGAUCACCACUACGAAUGAACGCUUUCAAUGCCCUGAAGCCAUUUUCCAGCCCUCCUUUCUGGGCACUGCGUCCAGUGGGAUCCAUGAGACAACGUUCAACUCUGUCACGAAGUGCGAUGUGGAUAUUCGCAAGGAUCUGUAUGCCAACACCAUGUGCUCUGGAGGCAGCACUAUGUACCCUGGCACUGUUGACUGGAUGCAGAAGGAAAUUGUAGCCCUGGCACCCAGCAACGUGAAAACCAAGAUCACCCCUUCCCCCCCGGAGCGGAAGUACUCCGUUUGGAUUGGGGGCUCCAUUCUGGCCAGCCUGUCCACAUUCCAGCAGAUGUGGAUCAGUAAGCAGGAGUAUGAUAAGGCUAGUCCUCCCAUCAUCCACAGGAAAUGUUUCUGA
Molecule: messenger RNA, 1059 nt
Organism: Globicephala melas (long-finned pilot whale)
Lineage: Eukaryota; Metazoa; Chordata; Mammalia; Artiodactyla; Delphinidae
Gene: ACTBL2
Product: actin beta like 2
Cellular component (GO): glutamatergic synapse; actin filament
Molecular function (GO): structural constituent of postsynaptic actin cytoskeleton
Source: RefSeq, a predicted model, not a curated record